This is a messenger RNA of Zootoca vivipara (common lizard), 3547 nucleotides long. RefSeq names its product RNA binding motif single stranded interacting protein 3 (gene RBMS3). Gene Ontology annotation, molecular function: RNA binding. Gene Ontology annotation, cellular component: ribonucleoprotein complex. Lineage: Eukaryota; Metazoa; Chordata; Lepidosauria; Squamata; Lacertidae. The record is from RefSeq and is a predicted model, not a curated record.
UCUCCUCCAUAAACCAGCCUCUUUCCCCUCCACUCAGGACUGAAACCAGCGGCUCCCCUCACGCGCGCCUGCCUGGGGUCCUUGUGGCCAAAGGGCGGGGGGCGCGAGGUGCGUUUGCGCGCGCGAGAGGCGUUUUAACUUUUCCUCGACAUUCUCCUCAGGAUACCCCCGAGUUUCCCUUCCCAAGCCCCUCGGCGGCUUCUCUCCUUCCUUCACGCCGCCUCGAACUUCUCCAUUCAAAGGCUCCCCUAACGCCUCUCCAAAAAGAGAGAGAAACAGAAAGAAGAAGCGUCGGAGGAGGAGGAAGGGGUAAAUUCAAUAAGAGAAACCCAUGCAAAAGGCUUGCCCGGGCCUGGAAGCCCCGGCUGGCGGUAGCACCACCACCAAGUCCCUAAUCCCCUCCGAGGGAGGAGGAGGACGACGGUGGGAGUUGGGUCUGGCAAGGGGCCGCGCGCGCUUCGCGGGCGUUUUCGCUGCUAAGGGGCGGCUGGAGGCCACCGUACCCGCCGCCGGCAAGACAGCGAGGCGCACACGUUGGCUGCAAAAGUCUGGAGGAUCUCAAGUGUGUGUUUGUGCAUGAGAUCGCAGGCGCCGGAUCGGUGCAGGAGAGGAACCAUGUGAGUGUGCCCCUCGGCUUCCUAUUCUUAAUGCCAAAUAAAUGCACGCGCAUAACCCGGGAAAGGGAAUCAAAUCCUAAGAGAGAGAUUGGAGAGAGAGAGAGACGCCGGGGUGGCGGAAAGUCUCGUUCUCUUUGGCUGCUUUUGUUUGCAAAUCCGGCGGCUUGGAAGAUGGAGAUGGAUGUUCGGGGAGUUUCUCCGUGCCCGGAGCCCAUCCCCCACGCCGCGCAGGGGUCUGGAGGCUGUCAGCAGCAGCAGAAUGGGCAGGCAGGGGAAAGCGCCGGUGACAGCGCGCAGCAGCAGCAGCAGCCGGGGAAGAGGCAUAGCGGCGAGCAGGAAGACAAAAAGAAGUCCACAGCCAACAAGACUUCAGGUGGUCCCUCGUAUAGCAGAUGGUCAAGUUCACAGCCACAUCAGCCUAAUUCCACAGUGAGAACGUACCAAAACAGUAAAUACCGAGUGGCCAUGAGUCCUGGCUUUAGUUCCCAGUGGAGCGGCAGCCAACCUCUUUGGAACACAUACACUUUCCCAAGGACAAGCUUGCACUACCAAUCCCACGCUAGCUACACCUACUGUGCUGGACACACUGCGCAUUCCUAUGCACCAGCUCCCCACCCCAUGGCUCCUCCCAGCCCCAGCACUAAUAGUAGCAACAACAACAGCAGCAACAGCAGCAGCGGCGGCGGCGAGCAGUUGAGUAAAACCAACCUGUACAUCCGAGGCCUUCCACCCGGCACCACCGACCAGGACCUUAUCAAGCUGUGCCAGCCGUAUGGAAAAAUUGUAUCCACAAAAGCAAUUCUAGACAAAAACACAAAUCAGUGCAAAGGUUAUGGUUUUGUAGAUUUUGACAGCCCAGCAGCAGCACAGAAGGCAGUAGCGUCUCUUAAAGCAAAUGGAGUUCAAGCGCAAAUGGCAAAGCAACAAGAGCAAGACCCCACAAAUCUUUACAUCUCAAACUUGCCCAUUUCCAUGGAUGAGCAGGAGCUGGAGAAUAUGCUGAAACCCUUUGGACAUGUCAUUUCCACCAGAAUAUUAAGAGAUGCAAAUGGCGUCAGUAGAGGAGUCGGCUUUGCCAGGAUGGAAUCUACCGAAAAAUGUGAAGUAGUUAUUCAGCAUUUUAAUGGGAAAUACCUGAAAACACCCCCCGGUGUGCCAGCCCCAACAGAACCUUUGCUGUGCAAAUUUGCUGACGGAGGGCAAAAGAAACGACAGAAUCAAAGCAAGUACACGCAGAAUGGGAGGCCAUGGCCAAGAGAAGGAGAGGCUGGCAUGGCCUUGACAUAUGACCCCACGGCCGCUAUUCAGAAUGGAUUUUAUUCCUCACCGUACAGCAUUGCUACAAACCGCAUGAUUCCACAGACAUCUAUCACGCCAUUCAUUGCUGCUUCCCCUGUCUCUACAUAUCAGGUUCAGAGUACUUCAUGGAUGCCUCAUCCGUCAUACGUUAUGCAACCAACAGGUGCUGUGUUAACGCCAACAAUGGACCACACAAUGUCCAUGCAGCCAGCAAGUAUGAUGGGCCCCCUGACACAACAGAUGAAUCACCUUUCUUUGGGCACAACAGGAACGUAUAUGACGGCUGCUGCACCUAUGCAAGGGACGUACAUCCCCCAGUAUACUCCUGUGCCUCCAACAGCUGUCCCUCUUGAAGGUGUUGUCGCCGAUACCUCUCCACAGACAGUAGCACCUUCAUCACAGGAAGCCAGUGGUCAGCAACAACAGAUGGCUGUGGAAACGUCCAAUGAACAUGCACCCACGUAUUCCUACCAACAGUCAAAACAAUAAUCAGGACUGAAAAAUGUCGGUCUGAAAAGUUUGCCUUGAAUGGAGAAACUUCACCGAACAAGAAGUUGGCAUCCAGUUUGCACAGGCAUCAACAGAGUUUUCUUUUAAUUUUCUACCUUACCCAACGAAAACAAAACAGUGUUUCUAUGUGCUGUGCAGAUUGUUCAGUCAUGUAGUCUGAUAGUUUUAUUUUUGCUAUUUUUUUAUUAAAGAAAAAAAAACCCAUGGCAAAACACUGGGUUGGUCUUUUACCUGGAUGAACAUUUGAAAUUCAGAAUUUACUUGGAAGUGUAGAUAGAUUUGUUUUUGUUUUCCAAAAACACACUCAAAAGCAGAGAUCCGAUGAUGUCAAGAGGGAGCAAGCUGAGAUGAAAACUAAUGGUCUUCCUCAAGAACCCAGCUACUCUUUUCCCCUUCUCCGUGAAAUCCAGUGUGUCUUUUAUUUUGGGUUCAUUUUUCUUUGUUUGUUUUUUGUUUUUAUAGAAAUGUUUAGGUAAGGUUUAUCUUGAAUCUUAAUUGCCUUAAUUUUAAGGACGUCAAAGGCUCUCAAGGCAAGCUGUCAACGUCUUGGUAGAAGAAGGAAAAUGGAUUCAAACGUCCACCGGCAUCAACUGGUGAAGUUCAACAGACUGAAUUUUUAGGAUGGACAAAAAAUAUAUAUAUAAAAGCUGUACAGUUUAGCAGAAAACGAUCUUUUUCUUCUUUCGAAGAAAACUUGUUGAUAAAGAACUGUGGAGACUUCAAGAAUUGAAAAACAUGCAGACUUUUAUGAACUUUCUUAGUGUUGACAGAGAAGAAUCUAGAAAGCUAAAGUGUUUUACAAUAAAAUUAUUGAACUAUGGGGGGAAAUCAACUUGCAUUUUAAGGAAUGCAGGUUUUUUUUCUUGCAGAAUGGAGAUUUUUUUUUAAUUUACAAAGUGUGAUCGCUGGCAAAAGCAUUAGUGCUUUUUAUCUGCAGUCUUUUUUAUGAGCUUUAAAAAGUUUUUAGUCUGCUUAGCUUGUCACAUUGCAAAUACCUAGCUUAAAAGCAUUUGGUGGUGUGUGGGGGGGAACUUAAGUAGAUAGGAGCUUAUGGUCAAAAAAGUGCAAAAAAAAAAGCAAUAGCUAGAAGAAAUUGUUGACAAUUUCUGUAGUCUUUCCUA